UUUGUCUCCCAGGCCACAACUCAACUCGGUUGGACUCAGUUUUGGGUGCACUAGCUAAAGCUCAGCAGAAGCCUCAUCUGACUUUUUCACUAAAAAAAUCCCCAAAUUUUCCUUUAUCAUAAAUCACAACGAAGCCGAAGAUUUCCCAUGGCUUUCCCAAGCGCAAUCUUCAUCUUCGUCACUCUAAUCUCCCUCCCAACUUCUUUAUUCGCCAUAGCCGACGACGAAAAGCUAUCAGCGUACCAAGCUCUUCAACAGUACGACUUCCCAGUAGGCAUCCUUCCCACCGGCAUGAUCGGGUACGAUUUGAACAGAGAGACAGGCGAGUUUUCAGCUUAUUUGAGCGGAACCUGCAACUUCGACAUUGAUUCGUACGAACUCAGUUACAAAUCCACCAUACAAGGAGUGAUCUCCCCGGGAAGGAUCAGAAACUUGAAGGGUGUGAGCGUUAAGGUUCUCUUCUUCUGGGUUAACAUCAUCGAAGUGAUACAUGAUGGUGACGAGAUGAAAUUCUCCGUUGGGCUGGCUUCGGCGAGCUUCCCUGUUGACAACUUUUAUGAGUCUCCACAGUGUGGUUGCGGAUUCGACUGCAAUCACUUGGAUGCUUUGGUUUCUUCUUCUUAGGUAAGUGCUGAUAUAGUCACUAGAUUAUUCAUGAUUAGUACUCAUUUUAGGUGCUGUUAAUGCAUGCUUUGGGGUUUCCAAAAUUCUUGGGAAAUCUGUAUGGGUAUUAACUUGGUUAGUUUGAUAUGUAUCUUAUUAACACUAUCAUUUAGAGUAAACUACACAAAUGGUCCUUGAUUA
Molecule: messenger RNA, 804 nt
Organism: Hibiscus syriacus
Lineage: Eukaryota; Viridiplantae; Streptophyta; Magnoliopsida; Malvales; Malvaceae
Exons: 1
Coding region: 148-624 (158 amino acids)
Source: RefSeq, a predicted model, not a curated record